CCCUCGCUCCUCCGCCAUUGCCACCUUCACGGGGGACGGCUGUAGCUGCAUCGCAAUCGCCGCAGCAGGAUCCCUAUUUUAAUCCGCACCUCCAUUCGUUACAGACUGCUCCGACAUGUAGCAGCGUGUGUCUCAACCAACGGCUGCUGUUUCUCCGGCACCAUCCUCGCCCUCAUUGCACUUCCACUCGCCGUUUCUCUCUGCAGUAUUGCUGCCGUUUUAUUGCGGAGAUCUGCGUGUGUUUGGACGAGGUGGGUUGUUAGGAGGUUUUGGGGUUUGUGAGUGAGGUGUGUCUGUGUGUGUUUAUUUUUUUCGUGGAAGGGUCGCGUUUUGGUGGGAUUGGAAACGAUGGCGGCAGUGAGCCGCCUGCGGUGGACGAUGAAGACGUUGAAGGCUGGGUUGCAGCAGCAGCCUAGGAGUAUCACCUGGACGCGUUCUAUGGGGCACGCGGCGCAACUCUCCAUCGAUGAGGAGGAGUGGCGCCAGCCUAACCUGCCCCUAGAGGGACUUCACUCGCGGGAGAAGGAUCGCGGCGUGCAAUGGGUUUUUCUAGGCUGUCCUGGUGUAGGUAAAGGAACGUAUGCUAGUCGCUUGGCUAAGUUGCUGGAUGUGCCUCACAUUGCUAUGGGUGAUCUCGUUCGACACGAGAUCAUGCAGAAAUCGGCCAUGGCAGAGCAGUUGCAAAAAAUAAUGGGUGCAGGAAAACUCCUCCCUGAUGAAGUAAUUUUCAACCUCCUAACGAGGCGUCUUGAAAAUGGAGUCUCUCGAGGGGAGUCAGGCUUCAUCCUGGAUGGAUUUCCGCGGACAGUGAACCAGGCUGAGAUCAUGAAUGAAGUUGCAGAUAUAGAUUUGGUUGUGAACUUGAAGUUACGUGAAGACGUUUUGGUGACCAAAUGUUUGGGACGGCGCAUAUGUAGCCAAUGUGGGGGUAACUUCAAUGUUGCGUCUAUCGACGUUGAUGGCUAUGGCAAUGUUCCUCGUAUCUACAUGGCACCCCUGUUGCCGCCUCCUUCUUGUUCAUCUAAGAUGAUCAUUCGGGCUGAUGAUACUGAGGAAGUUGUGCGGGCUAGGCUGCGUGUCUACUACGAAGAGAGUUUUCCCGUGGAAUCUUACUAUCGCUCCAAGGGCAUGCUGCUAGACUUCGAUGUGGCUGGGGGAGUUUCAGAGACAUGGCCAUUGUUAUUGUCUGCAUUGAACCUGAACGACAAGGGUGCAAUCCAAAAAAGGUGGACAAUGACUGCGUGAUUCACCUACAUCUGAAUGAGCUGGAGCUGAUUUUAGAAAUUGGUUACUAUUAAAUGGACCCUGAGUUUAAUGAAGAAACUCACAUCUAGAUCAUUUCUAGAGUGACGAUUUUGUAGAGAUUAAAACAACGAUGCAACUUUAGUCGAAAAGUAGGAAAGUUUUGUACACUUCCUUUCAAAAACAAUCUUUUAUUGUCGUGAAUUUCAUUCUUCAUGUGAAAGAUAAGUUUCUCACAAUUGAGCCAA
This is a messenger RNA of Physcomitrium patens, 1490 nucleotides long. RefSeq names its product putative adenylate kinase 6, chloroplastic. The record is from RefSeq and is a predicted model, not a curated record. Lineage: Eukaryota; Viridiplantae; Streptophyta; Bryopsida; Funariales; Funariaceae. Gene Ontology annotation, molecular function: ATP binding; AMP kinase activity. Gene Ontology annotation, biological process: nucleobase-containing compound metabolic process.